GCGCGCUCCGGUCGCGGGAGCUGUCGUGUUGCCGCGAAAAAGUGACGUUUGUAAAAAAGUGACAGUUGCUGAGUGUUUUUUGUUUUUAAAAGUUUUAUUUUUUCUGUGCGGCCAGUGCGUGGGUGUUUUCAAUUUGAGUUUUUGCUUUUGUAGGACUUUGAUAUUUUAAACAACAAAAAACUGUGUUUUUGUUUGACUGGCGCCUUUUGUGAAACAGUGAUAAUUCGUAGAUUCAAAACAGUGCAGAUCAAAACAUCAAAUCAAAGGAAGAAAAUUCGAAGUGACAGUGUUCUUUUUUCAAAAGUGCAAUAAUAAUCCAAUUUAUUUCUAAAGUUUUCGUCAUGAGUGGCCAGUGUCAAUGAUGGCAUAGACCACAGUGCAGCAAAAAUAAUCGAAUUUAUUUUUAAAGUUUUUCUCGUCAUGAGUGGCCAGUGCUGAUGGUGGCAUAGACUAGUGCAGUGAAUGUAUAAUGAGUUUGGAAAAUGGAUGAAGGGAAGAUACACAAGACCUGCGUGGUGGUGAACUCCUGUGAUGAUGAUGAGGAGUCGCGGGACGAGGUGGACCACGAACUGCCCAAGAACAACCCUUUCAAAAGAGGCUCCGACCCGCGCGUGGCGACGUGCCGCGGGCGGCUGCAGACGCGGCGCUGCCAGCUCAACCAGGAGAUCAACAAGGAGCUGCGCCUGCGCGCCGGCGCCGAGAACCUCUUCAAGGCGACAACAAACAGGAAGCUCCGAGAGACGGUGGCGCUGGAGCUGAGCUUCGUGAACUCCAACUUGCAGCUGCUGAAGGAGCAGCUGGCGGAGCUCAACUCCUCCGUCGAGAUCUACCAGAGCGACAGCAAAGAAUGGGUGAUGCCCAUGAUCCCGCUGGGGCUGAAGGAGACCAAGGAGGUGGACUUCCGGGAGCCGUUCAAGGACUUCAUCAUGGAGCACUACAGCGAGGCCCCGGCGGCUUACGAGGACGCUAUCUCGGACUUUAUGGACAUGAGACAGGCCAUGCGCACGCCGGUGCGCUCGGGCGCGGGCGUGGCGCUGCUGUUCAAGUACUACAACCAGCUGUACUUCAUCGAGCGCCGGUUCUUCCCGCCGGACCGCUCGCUCGGCGUCUACUUCGAGUGGUUCGACUCGCUUACUGGAGUCCCAUCUUGCCAACGAACAGUUGCGUUUGAGAAGGCGUGUGUCCUGUUCAACAUGGCGGGAAUCUACACACAAAUAGGCGCUAAACAGGAUCGCAACACCGCACAAGGGCUAGACGGCGCGGUGGACGCGCUGCUCCGCGCGGCCGGCACGCUUCGCUACAUACACGAGAACUUCACCAACGCGCCGAGUGUGGACCUGGCUGCUGAUACUCUGCUGGUUCUGGGGGCUUUGAUGACGGCGCAAGCCCGAGAGUGCCUCUUCGAGAAGCUCCAGCUCCAGGCUCGCGAGGAGUGUUCCGCCCGGGAGAUGGAGCUGCGGGACGACGUGGACCUGUGCCUCGACCUCGCGCAGGAGAGCGCGCAGCUGGCGGCCACCUAUGAGCAGCUGUAUCAGAAGAUGCAGACGGAAGGAGUGUUCAACUACGUGCCAUACUCGUGGGUGUCUCUGGUCCACGUCAAGACUGAAUUCUAUAAAGCUUUAGCCCACCACUUCUGCGCGACGGGCCUGCUCAACGUGUCCCGGACCACCACCCGCAUCAACGACCGCAUCCGGGCGGUCUACACGGCCGACCGCGGCGGCGACACGGUCCGCGACACGGCCGACGAGCCGGACAGGGUGGCGCUGGGCAUGGCGCACUUGGCCGAAGCUCAGGCGCUGUAUGAAGAGGCUUUGAGGUUGCAGCGGAUGUGCAGAGAGCUCCGCGGCAAGGAGUGCCUGGCGCGGCUGGUGCGGCAGCACGCGGAGCGCGCCGGCAAGGAGCGCGCGCAGUUCGACGAGCCCGAGUUCAACGACCUGCUGGAGGCGCCCGCCAUCUUGCCGUCAUCGAAGUUCCAACUGGCGCUGACUCCGCCGGACUUCGCUCAGCACCGAGUGGAAGACUUAUUCAAGUCUCUGGGACCCAUCGCCAUAUUCUCAGCUAAGCGCCACUGGAGUGCCCCACGCCUGGUGCAACUACAGAAGAACAUGGAUAAAAGAAGAGACUCCUCCAGAAGAAACAAGAACGGAGACGUAAACGGGGACGAGGAACAUCUGAAACCUUGUGAGAUCAUCAAAAACGGCAUCAAAAACCUCCGAAUGAGCGGCAAAAGAGACAGAUCAGAAGACAACAGUACUUACUACAACCAAAUAAUCAGAAGCGACGAGAAAUACACCGAUGAAUAUGAGAAGAAACUACACAGAGUCACAAAACAGAACGGGGUCUACAUCAAUAGUUUCAACAACAAUAACUGCGAUUACCAUCCGAAGGUCAUCGAUAACUUUGAGUCCAAAUACAGCGAUUACAGACACAAAGUCAGCAAUGACAGUUUUGUCAGAUCGAAUACGGAGAAUGGAUUCAAUAAGCUAGAUAGGCCUGAGGUUUACUGCAAUGGGCACUUGAAGGAGAGGAAUGCCAGGGGUGAUCGUAGAGGUUCGAAGAAUGACCAGAUAAGAAGGGUGGCGAGUGACUACAAUGUUUCCAAUGUACAGAAGAAUGAGGAUGAGGGAUUCGGGUUUUCCGUUCGGGGAGAUUCGCCGGUCAUCAUUGCUAGUGUUGAACCCAAUUCUUUGGCAGAGAUCGGCGGCAUGCGAGAAGGCGACUUUAUAGUGGCGAUAGGGUCUCGCGACGUGAAGUGGAGCUCCCAUGAAGAGGUGGUCAGUCUGAUCCAGCGCGCUGGGGACUCCUUGACAGUGAAACUCGUCACUCCGAUGGACCACGCGCUCGUUGCUAAUGACAGACGGUCAUCACCAGAAACGCAGCGGCAGUCCAACUCCAACCAAGGCUCGGUCUCAGCCGCAUCCACGGCCUCCAGUGGGUCUACCACAGCCACGGCCAGGUCGUCCGCCCGGCGCGCGCCAUCGUGGAACCCCUUCCGACGGAACACCGUCCGGGACACGAGCUCGCACCGCGGCUCGCACACAAGCAACGUCAUCUUCAGAUAAACGCCAUCUAGUGGCGGACUUUAGAACGUAAGAAACGUUUUUCUGAUAAGCGCCAUCUAGUGGUGGUCUUUAGAACUAACUACGUCGUAUUCUGAUUAACGCCAUCUAGUGGUGGUAGCAACGUUAUCUUCUGAUAAACGCCAUCUCGUGGUGGACGUUGGAACUAGAGUGGGUGACAUCUGUUGGGUAACGUCUGAAUUAGUGCACGUAGUUUUAGAUGAACGGGUUUAUGGAGUUUGCGCUAGAUGACGUGAAUGUUAUCUAGUUUGGUGGCGAAUAAAUGAACUAAGGUAAAACUUUAUUAUAGAACGCCAUCUAGUGUCAAACUUUAUGCCUGAAUAACGUAUAGUUUUGGUGAACGUAUGUAUUAUUUGUAAGAGAUUCAUCUAUAAUAGUUGGCAAAAGUUAUAAUAAUAGUAUGGAAUUGCCAAAGGUGCUCUGUUAAUAUAGCCCAUUUAGAUUUUAUAUACUUAUGGGCCGUUUCUGACGUAAGUUGCUCAAGUAGGGGUAACAAAUACCGUAAUUUAUGUUGUAAGGUAAGUAGUACAUAUUAUGUUACAGGAACGGUUUUCUAGAUAAGACGUAUUACCGCCAUCUAUGGGUUAGCUUAGACAUUGAUUGUAUAUUUUGAAGUGUUUUCUUGUAAAGUCUUUCCUAAAGAAGUUGAUUAAAAAAUAAAAUGAAUUAAAUAUUAAUAUUUUCUGUGAUAGAAUUAGAGGAAUCUAUUGGCUUUUUUAGAUUAUAUUUAUGUAGUACAGUGGGGUAUUUUGUUCUUAAUUUGUAUAUCGAAAGAGUUAAAUUUAACGUUGCGCCACUGCACAUAAAAAUAUUCUUAUUGUGACAAGUUACAAUAUAAAAUCCGUCCUUAUGUAGGUACUUGUAAAAUACAUAAAAUUCUAAUCAUAUUAUAUCUGUCAAUAUUAUACAGGAUCUAUAUAAAUGCUGAUGUCCGAAAUAUGUACAGAAAGGUAACGAAUACAGCAUGGCAUCUGCAGCUAUUUAUGUAUUUAGGCACCUAAAUAUAUAAUUAGGAUUUCAGGAUCUUAACUUGGCUAUGAAAAGCUCCAAAGUAUUUUAAACAAAAAUAUAUUUAUCUAAAUGCUACUCGACUUUGUACUAUACUUAUGUAUAUUUUACAUAAUAUUUAAGUAUCUAUCUUUUCUUUUGCUUUUUAGCAUGUUUUUCUAAUGUCCUAAAUAUUAAAGAUUAGAAUACAAUCGGUUCUGUCUGCAGUCGAGUAGUAUACCUCCUUUAUAUCUAUGGAUUAUGUGAACUGUCACAUCUUUACUUCAGUAUUAAGAAGUGUACAGUUGAGUGAAUGCAUUAGAAUUGAGAUAUUGUUACUGAUAAUUUGUAAAAGCAAAAGCAUAUAAUAUACUGUUCCACACAAAACCUUCAUUCAACAUACAUUUUUGUUUUAUUUGACGACAUACUAAAUUACCUUUUCUACGUAUUUUUUUAUGAAUCUUAUCCUUCAAAUUUCACAUUAGUGCCUCAGGAAAUAAUUAGGAAUAAAUGCCUAAACCACAUCUCGUAAUAUAAAAGGUAUAAGAGCCUACAUAGAAUGGAAAUCUUGAGCCUUUAAAACUUGAGCGGAGUAUGUCUAACAUUUUUAUUACAUUUAAUGGUUGUUUUUAAUAUUAAUAUAUUUCAAUAUUAUUAUGUUAAUGUAGUAUAUUAAUGUAUUAUGAUCGCUCUUUCACAAUACUGUAAUCAAUUUUAUAAUCAUUAAAACGUUUACAUAAAAUUCAAAAUUUUGGUUGCGAUCGAUGUUAUUUUUCAUGUAAAUAAAUUAACUUAAAAGAUAAAAAAAAACUUUUACGAUUCUUAUACUCUGCGCCAUUUAAAAAACUACAUUAGAUACUUAUUUAUUGAUCGCAACCAAAGUUAGUUAAGCAAUUAAUGGUUUAAAAUGUAU
Molecule: messenger RNA, 4980 nt
Organism: Plutella xylostella (diamondback moth)
Lineage: Eukaryota; Metazoa; Arthropoda; Insecta; Lepidoptera; Plutellidae
Gene: Rhp
Product: GTP-Rho-binding protein rhophilin
Biological process (GO): signal transduction; negative regulation of stress fiber assembly
Molecular function (GO): protein binding
Source: RefSeq, a predicted model, not a curated record